Acinonyx jubatus (cheetah) is the source of this 5118-nucleotide messenger RNA. It is a transcript of the gene CPQ, whose product is annotated as carboxypeptidase Q. Bases 186 to 1604 code for a protein of 472 amino acids. Gene Ontology annotation, molecular function: metallodipeptidase activity. The record is from RefSeq and is a predicted model, not a curated record. Lineage: Eukaryota; Metazoa; Chordata; Mammalia; Carnivora; Felidae. Gene Ontology annotation, biological process: proteolysis; peptide catabolic process; thyroid hormone generation. The transcript has 8 exons.
GUCACCCGACGGCAGGGGACUAAGGGCCCACGGGCGCGUCAGGGGUGUGGCCGCCGCCACCUGAAAGCUGGGCCGCGAGCCUGGCCCCCGGCACAGCCGCCACAAGUGCCGCCGCCAGCGCCGCCGCCGCCGCCCCGGAGCGGCCCUCCAGAUUAUUUUAGGAAGAAAACCAACUGGAAAAAUCAAUGAAGUUCCUUCUCCUCACAUUUGUUGGUGUUGUUCACCUUUUAUCCCUCAGCUCUGGGAAAACGAUAUAUAAGAAUGACAUCUCUCAGAGGACUUUUCAAGAAAUUAAAGAAGAAAUAGCCAGCUAUGGAGAUGUUGCUAAAGCAAUCAUCAACCUUGCUGUUUAUGGUAAAGCCCAGAACAGAUCCUAUGAGCGACUGGCACUUCUGGUGGAUACUGUUGGACCCAGACCAAGUGGCUCCAAGAGCUUAGAAAAAGCCAUCCAAAUCAUGCACCAGAACCUGCAGGAAGAUGGGCUGGAGAAUGUCCACUUGGAGCCGGUCAAAAUACCCCACUGGGAGAGGGGGGAAGAAUCUGCUGUGAUGCUGGAGCCAAGGAUUCACAAGAUGGCUAUUUUGGGUCUUGGAAGCAGCAUUGGGACUCCCCCAGAAGGCAUUACAGCAGAAGUUCUCGUGGUGACCUCGUUCGAGGAACUGCAGAGAAGGGCCCCAGAAGCAAGAGGGAAGAUUGUUGUGUAUAAUCAACCUUAUGUCAACUACUCGAAGACAGUGCAGUACCGAGUCCAGGGGUCAGUGGAAGCUGCCAAAGUGGGGGCUGUGGCAUCCCUGAUUCGAUCAGUGGCUUCCUUCUCCAUCUACAGUCCUCACACAGGUAUUCAGGAAUACCAAGAUGGUGUGCCAAAAAUCCCAACAGCCUGUAUUACAGUGGAAGAUGCAGAAAUGAUGUCAAGAAUGGCUUCUCGUGGGAACAGAAUUGUUAUUCAGCUGAAGAUGGGGGCAAAGAACUAUCCAGAUGCUGAUUCCUUCAACACUGUAGGAGAGAUCAUUGGCAGCAAGUACCCAGAGCAGGUCGUACUGGUCAGUGGACAUCUGGACAGCUGGGAUGUGGGGCAGGGUGCCAUGGAUGAUGGCGGUGGAGCCUUUAUAUCAUGGGAAGCACUCUCGCUUAUUAAAGAUCUUGGGUUGCGACCAAAGAGGACUCUGCGUUUGGUGCUCUGGACUGCAGAGGAACAAGGUGGAAUUGGUGCCUUCCAGUAUUAUCAGUUACACAAGGCAAAUAUUUCCAACUACAGCCUGGUGAUGGAGUCUGAUCUGGGAACCUUCUUACCCUCUGGGCUGCAAUUCACUGGCAGCGAAAAGGCCAGGACCAUCGUGGAGGAGGUCAUGAGCCUGCUGCAGCCUGUCAACAUCACACAGGUCUUUAGGGCUGGAGAAGGGACAGACAUUAACUUCUGGAUCCAAGCUGGAGUGCCUGGAGCCAGUCUACUUGAUGACCUAUAUAAAUAUUUCUCCUUCCAUCACUCCCGUGGAGACACCAUGACUAUCAUGGAUCCAAAGCAGAUGAAUGUUGCUGCCACUGUUUGGGCUGUUGUCUCUUACGUCAUUGCAGACAUGGAGGAAAUGCUGCCCAGGUCUUAGCAAGAGCAAGAAAGAAAGCAUGCUUGUCCUUUCUGGCCAGGAAUCCUGAGUCUGCAGCUCCAGGAAGUCCUUCUUCAACUAACAGUUUCAUCUGACCUAGUCCAUUUUCAAAGCACAGUACUUUUUCAUACUUUCUAUUACCGUCUCUCUUGAUACUUUCCAAAUUGUGUUUCUAGAGGAAUAAAUGACCCCCACCCAACAUAGAAUCCACAUAUGGUAGAGAUCACAGUGGGGACAUUUCAUUAUACCACCUGUAAAAAAUAUUGUUUCUACUUUGAAAGUAAAUACUGGAUAAAUAUUUGGAAGAUCUCUGGUUUUCAUGUGUGUAUUGAUGAACAUUAAGUCAAAUACAAGGACACCAGUUUUUUAUGCUAUUUAUCGAAGGAGUAGAGGAAUACACAAUUGUAAUAUGGUCUUCAUUGAAUGUAUGGAGACAUUUGGCUUUCUAAUUUCUACAUUUUUAUGUCAUUAGAAUUUUUUAAUGAAAUAUGAUUUUUUAAUUAAAAGAAAAAAAGUCACCAUUUGGAGAUAAAAACUAAGUAUGUAUAAUCUAGUUGCCUUACUCAAGAUACAAAAUAAGGUCUAUCACCAGGUAAACAAUAAUAUAAAUAUACUGUUGAUGUUUUAUAUAUUUCACAAAAGAUUUCUAUGAAGUUGGGGCAUAUUCCCAUUUUGCUGUUGACAAGGUUGAGACUCAGCAAGGCCAAAUAAUACUCAUAGGCUCUAACAGAGAAAAAACAUUGAUCCUCAUCCACUCUGGGAACAAUAUCUACUGUUCUUCUACACACAAUGUCCAGUAUUCAAUUUAAAAAAAUAAUUUAAUGGAGUUCCUGGAUGCUCAGUUGGUUAAGCAACCAACUCUUGGUUUCAGCUCAGGUUGUGAUCUCACGGUUCAUGGGUUUGAGCUCCACACUGGGCUCCGUGCUAGCAGUACAGGGCCUGCUCGAGAUUCUCUCUCUCUGCCCAUCCCUUGCUCGCUCUGUCACUCUCUCUCUCUCACAAAAUAAAUAAACUUUAAAAAUUAUUUUAAAAAUUUUUUUAAUAAUUUUAAAAACUACAAGAAAAAGUAAAUGCAUUGUCAAGAGUUAAAGCAAAUGAGAGAGCCAGACUAAAAGAUAGCCUAGAUGCUGGAACUAUCAGAGAGGGAUCUGACAUAACUUUGGUGGAUACAUUAAAGAUCUAGGACUACAUACAUGAACAGAAGGAGAAUUUUAACAGAGAGAUGAAAACUAUAAAACAGAGUCAAAUGCCAAUGCUAAAAUAAAAAAUAUAAUAUCAGAGAUGAAGAAUUUCCUUAUUGGGUACCUCAGCAGACUGAACAAGGCUGAGGAAAGAAUGAACUUGAAAUUAGGCCAAUAAAAAGUACCCAAACUGAAAUACUAAGGAAAGAAAUAGUGAAGGAAAACAAACAAACACCGAAAUGAUCUUCCAAGAGUUGUAAUCUAAUACAUAUGUGAUUUAAUAUACAUGUAAUUGGAUAGCAAAUGGUCUAACAUACAUGUAAUUGAAUUUCCAGAAGGAAAAGACAAAGUAACAGUUUUAUUAAUGGUAAUAAUUAAAAAGAUUGAUAGAUAGAGUAGGUCUUUCAUUUCUGGCAAGGCAGCAAAGAGAUACUUUGACCCUUACACUAAAAAUUCUGGAUACCAUCUGAGAAACACUUAAAUAUAUAAAUACUGGUUAAAAGUUAAAAAAAUAUUAAACAAAAAACUAAGUGAAGGCAUGAACCAAAAGAGAUACAUAGCACAUUAAAUCAGCUUUCUCUAUGAGAAAAUUUGCAGCAGGUGGUAAACUUCAAUUCCAUUUCACUGCUUUUCAGGGCUCAGGGAACUGUAGACAAAUCUCAAAGACAUAUUAGGGAUACUAGAGAACCCCCAAUAAAACUGAGAUCUCAAAGGAUUAUACCUCAAUACAAUGGUGAACUAAAAAUAAAUUUCAAUACUGCAAGGAAAAUUACCAUUAUUGAAUAAGUGCUGAGUAGAAGGCCCAAAGAAAUUCCCAUCGAUAAUGUUACAAUAAAUAUUAACCCACAGUCAAAUGCAAAAAAAUUUAAAAAACAAAAGCAAAUAAAGAACUGUAGCAUUCUGAGCAAGAACAAACUAAGAAUACAAAACAUAAUUGAACCACAAUGUCUUCUGAUAUUGGAAUUAUUAGACUGAGAAUUUUCUAAACUAUAUCUAUUGUGUUUAAAGAAUCAAAAGAAGAGAUUGAAAAUUGAAUAUGAGAGUACAAGUGACCAGGCAUAUUGUAAAAAAAAAAAAAAAAUAGAACUUAAAGAAAUGUAAACAAUUAUAAGUAAAAAUUUAAACUUAGGGGACCAGUUUAAUUGCAGAUAGGAGAAUUCAUGAACUGAAAGAAUAGUGAAAAAAUUAAUGAGAAUUUAGCACAGAAAGAAAAAACACAGAAAAUAUGAACGAGAGGUUAAGAAAUAUGAAGGAUAGAGUUAUCAUCUAACACAUAUUUAAUCAGGGUUGCAUAAAAGAGAAAAUAAGACAAACAAUAAUAAAAGAAAUAAGACUACAAGAAUAAGAAUAAAUAAUAAAUGAAAAACUUCCAGAAAUAAUGAAAUAUAUCAGUUGACACAGUCAAGAAGCCCAGUGAAUCCCAAACAGAAUAAAUGCAAAGAAAUCUACACUAGGACAUGUUAUAGAGAAACUACAGACCACAGAAAAGAUCUUUGAAACAAGAGAGAAGGGAUUAUUUUAAAAGGAGCAAAAAUCAAUAAUAGCUAACUUCUUAAUAACAGCAACAAUGCAAGCCAGAAGACACUGGAAAGAUACCUUCAACAUGCUAAGAGACAAUUACCAACCUAAAAAUUCUAUGCUCAGCAAAAAUAGCAUACAAGAACGAGAACAAAAUAAGGAUGUUUUCAGGUAAACAGAAAUUGAGAGAGUUUACCAGCAACAGACCUUUGAUAAAGGAAAUAUGAAAAUGUCUACUCCUGGAAAAAUUAAAUGGCCCUAGAGUGAAGACCAAUAGACAAGAAGUGAAAAGUCUGGCUCCACACCAAAAAUCUAUGUGUGAUCAUUUAGACUCAUCUAUAGGCAAUUACAAGGGGGCAGGGCAGACCAGCCCAGCAGGCCUCAUGGAGGAAAGCUAUCCUCACACAAGACUUAGUACACAACUGGUACGUUAUAUUUUUCUGAAGAGAGUUGCAGUCAAGCACUUAGGACCUACUGGCCAGCCAGAUUCAUACAUAAUCUGCAUUUCAAGCCCAACAACUCCAUUCAGAGGCCUCCCUAUUGAGGAUCUUGACUAAGACACUUUUGUCUACUCUGACUUGGUUCUUUUCACUUCUAGCCAUUUCCCCUCCCUUCUCCCUAGCCCCAUCCCAAUCCAUAAAAUGGCAGGAGUCUUUUGUUCAGAACUCUUUGGCAGUAAGAUUCCCCUCCAUCUGUGCUGAUUCACCUGACCCUUGCCUGGUGCGAGGAAAAUGGAAUAUUGGGGAACUGGUGCCUAUUCUUACAUCUUGCAUAUGUUAUCUGCAUAAGUAAUGAAAGCAUGAUUGUUAAUUUCA